AUGGGGGUCACGCAAUACCUGCUGGCGACUCUGGCACUCCUUUUGGCCUACUCCCUCGGCACCUACCUCACUUCUCCGCUGCGGCAAUAUCCGGGUCCAUUCCUAGCUAAAUUUACCAACCUUUGGCGAAUCUACCAUAUCACUCAAGGCAAUUUCCAGCACGUCCUCGUCCGGCUUCAUGAGAAGUACGGACCAGUUGUACGCAUCGGACCAAACGUCCUCGAUGUGGACGACCCUACGCUGAUUAAAACCGUUUUCAGCACCAAGGGGAAUUGGAAAAAGACGGGCUACUACAGCUCCGGCAGCCCCUUUAUCGACGGCAAAGUCGUGCACAACAUCUUUACCCAGGACGACGAGGAAAAGCACGCGGCGGACAAGAAGCCGAUCGCCAAGUACUACUCCCCAGCCGCAGUUGCGUCUCUCGAACCGCUCAUAAACGAGACAAUCACGCAGCUCUGUAGCGAGCUCGACAAGAGAUUCGUUGCAACCAGUGAUGCUACCGGAAAAGGCUUUGACCUCGGAAAGUGGAUUUUGUACUAUGCUUGGGACGUCGUAGGCAACGUGACAUUCUCCCAGCCCUUCGGCUACCUCUCCACAGGCACCGACUUUGACGGCACGCUCCGCGCGGCCGAGGAGCUCGUCGACUACUUCUCAUGGGUAGGAUGCAUGCCAUUCCUCGACCGCAUGCUGGAAAAGAACCGUGUCGUGCAACUCUUCAAGCGCCCGGGGGGGUUCACCGCUCUCGGCGCAACCUGCGUGGGCCGGCUGAUUGCGCGGUACCAGGGCGCCGACGCGUCGUCGCGAGAGUCGAAGGGCAGUAACACCCCCGCGCAGCCCGACUACCUGGACCGCUUCAUCGAGGCCAAGACGGCCGACCCGACCAUCACCGACACGCAGAUGGUGGGGUGGGUCAUGAUCAACAUGGGCGCGGGCGCCGACACGACCGCCAUCUCCAUCCGGUCAGCACUCUACUACACGCUGCGCACGCCGGGCGCGUGGGCGCGCCUGCGCGCCGAGCUGGCCGACGCCGGCCUCACCCCCCCUCCCGCCGCUGACUCGGAGCACCCGUCCAUCGUGAGCCUCAAGCAGGCGCGCCGCCUGCCCUACCUCGACGCCGUCGUGCGCGAGGCCAUCCGCUACCUGCCCGGCGUCUCGCUGGGGCUGGAGCGCUACGUGCCCGCCGGCGGCCAGCGCCUGCCAGUGCCGUCGCAACAACAUGGGCCCGGCAGCUCUGAAACGUCGGUGCCGCAGGGCACGAUCCUCGCCUUCAACCCGUACAUCAUCAACCGCAACCGCGGGGUGUGGGGCGCGGACGCGCACGCCUUCCGGCCGGAGCGGUGGCUGCGCGGGGAGGGGGAGAGCGAGGACGGGUUCGCGCGGCGGCUGCGGGCCAUGAACGACGCGGACCUGAGCUUCGGUGCUGGUUCGAGGAUGUGCGUCGGCAAGCACGUGGGGCUCAUGCAGGUGUACAAAGUGGUCGCGACGCUGGCGCUGUGCUAUGAUAUAGAGCUGGUGCGGCCGGAGUGUGAGUGGACCGUGGUGGGGAGCUGGUUUCCGCGCCAGGAGGGGCUGGAGGUGCGGAUGAAGAGGAGGGGAGAGGGGGUGUGA
Messenger RNA from Chaetomium fimeti, 1608 nucleotides. RefSeq names its product cytochrome P450. The coding region runs from base 1 to 1608 and encodes 535 amino acids. The record is from RefSeq and is a predicted model, not a curated record. Gene Ontology annotation, molecular function: iron ion binding; oxidoreductase activity, acting on paired donors, with incorporation or reduction of molecular oxygen; monooxygenase activity. NCBI's taxonomy places the organism in Eukaryota, Fungi, Ascomycota, Sordariomycetes, Sordariales, Chaetomiaceae. The transcript has 4 exons.